Molecule: messenger RNA, 213 nt
Organism: Eruca vesicaria subsp. sativa (arugula)
Lineage: Eukaryota; Viridiplantae; Streptophyta; Magnoliopsida; Brassicales; Brassicaceae
Source: the annotation of a GenBank genome assembly
AUGGCGUCUCCAACAUCAACGAGUAUCUUGUUCCGUAUAGUGAUCCUGAUCACUUCAAUGGUGGUUCUCUUCUAUGUCUGCCGUCCUCUGUAUUGGAAGCUCUCAGCCACCAUCCACGAUAUCGGCCACAACAAGCAAUACGGAAGAGAAGGUACACUCUACAAGCUUCUUUUCGCCGGAGCUCGUAAGGUUGAAAUACUUGCUGUGAAAUGA